Culicoides brevitarsis is the source of this 1989-nucleotide messenger RNA. RefSeq names its product aromatic-L-amino-acid decarboxylase. Gene Ontology annotation, cellular component: cytoplasm. Gene Ontology annotation, biological process: catecholamine metabolic process; serotonin biosynthetic process; amino acid metabolic process. Lineage: Eukaryota; Metazoa; Arthropoda; Insecta; Diptera; Ceratopogonidae. The transcript is spliced from 4 exons. The coding region runs from base 352 to 1785 and encodes 477 amino acids. The record is from RefSeq and is a predicted model, not a curated record. Gene Ontology annotation, molecular function: aromatic-L-amino-acid decarboxylase activity; pyridoxal phosphate binding.
CAUUCCAUCUCGUUGUGUCUCUCUCUCGCGUGCUUGACACUUUUUUCCACUUUUGUUGUGUUAAAAAAAACAUUUUGAAUUGUUAAAAACAUUAAUUUAACUGCAAUAGUUACAAAGCAACUACAACAUAACAGCUUUACACACAAAAAUUAUUUGUAGACGAAAAAAUAGUUAAAAAUCCUUGAGACCUUUUUUUGUGUUCGUUUUGAAAGUUUGUUGGUGCGCACAGCAAAAAAUCACCUAGAAAAGAGAAAAAAAUUAAAAUCAAGGAUAUUCUGAGACAGAACUGAAAUUUGUUGAAAAAUUAUUAUUUUUGCCAAUUUUUACGAGUGUCAAGUAUAAAACAUCGACAUGGAAGCACCAGAAUUCAAAGAUUUUGCCAAGGAAAUGGUAGAUUACAUUGCCGAAUAUCUGGAAAAUAUCCGAGAUAGACGAGUUCUUCCGACUGUUCAACCCGGUUACCUGCGUCCCUUGAUUCCGGAUCACGCACCCGAGAAACCCGAUUCGUGGCAAGAUGUCAUGGCCGACAUUGAGCGCGUCAUUAUGCCUGGCGUCACGCACUGGCAUAGCCCAAAGUUCCAUGCUUAUUUCCCGACUGCCAAUUCGUAUCCUGCCAUUGUUGCGGACAUGCUUUCCGGAGCAAUUGCCUGCAUUGGAUUCACGUGGAUUGCAAGUCCCGCAUGCACAGAGCUCGAAGUUGUGAUGCUCGACUGGUUGGGUAAAAUGCUCGAUUUGCCCAAAGAAUUCCUCGCAUGCUCUGGCGGAAAGGGAGGCGGUGUCAUUCAAGGUACGGCAUCGGAAGCGACGCUGGUUGCAUUGCUCGGAGCCAAGGCAAAGAUGAUGCAAAAGGUCAAGGCAGAACAUCCGGAAUGGGAUGAACAUACAAUUAUCUCGAAGUUGGUUGGAUAUUGCUCAAAUCAAGCUCACUCAUCUGUCGAACGUGCCGGUCUCUUGGGAGGCGUUCGCCUUCGCAGCUUGCAAGCAGAUUCCAAGCAAAAGCUUCGUGGCGAGACUCUUGAAGCAGCCAUCAAAGAAGAUCUCGCCGCUGGCAACAUCCCAUUCUACGUCGUUGCCACAUUGGGCACCACAAAUUCCUGCGCCUUCGAUCGUCUCGACGAAAUCGGUCCAAUUGCCAACAAAUACAACGUUUGGACUCACGUUGAUGCCGCUUAUGCUGGAUCUGCCUUUAUCUGCCCAGAAUACCGUUAUCUCAUGAAAGGCAUCGAAACGGCGGAAAGUUUCAACUUUAAUCCGCACAAAUGGAUGUUAGUCAACUUCGAUUGCUCCGCGAUGUGGCUCAAAGACCCCACAUGGGUCGUUAAUGCCUUCAACGUUGAUCCGCUUUACUUGAAGCACGACAUGCAAGGAUCCGCUCCUGAUUAUCGUCAUUGGCAAAUUCCCUUGGGACGACGUUUCCGCGCACUCAAAUUGUGGUUCGUGCUCCGUUUGUACGGCAUUGAGAACUUGCAGGCGCACAUUCGUCGUCAUUGUGGGUUCGCGAAGAAGUUUGAAGAGCUCUGUGUUGCCGAUGAACGCUUUGAAAUCGCUACCGAAGUACAAAUGGGUCUCGUUUGCUUCCGACUCCGUGGAUCAAAUGAGAAAAAUGAAGCUCUCUUGAAACGCAUCAAUGGACGAGGCAACAUUCAUUUGGUGCCAUCCAAAAUUAACGAUGUCUAUUUCUUGCGUAUGGCAGUCUGCUCGCGCUUUACUAAAUCCGAGGACAUGGAUUACUCGUGGAACGAAGUCGCUCUGGCAGCUACGGAAGUUCUUGCGGAACAAAACUAAAAAAAAAUAAUUUUUUGUUGAAUUUUUUGUAAAAAAAAGUAUGGAAAAGGGGCCAAUUUUAUAUUUAUUAUUUAUGUUUUUGUAAGAAUUAAAAAGAAAUUUUUAUACAAAGUUGUUAGUAUGCAAAAAAAUACUCUGCGAUGAUCACUUUUAUGUCGAAUGAUCGAAUUUGUUAAAGAAAAUAAUAAUAAAUAUUGCAUGUUU